Messenger RNA from Bactrocera neohumeralis, 1468 nucleotides. It is a transcript of the gene BBS5, whose product is annotated as Bardet-Biedl syndrome 5 protein homolog. Gene Ontology annotation, biological process: cilium assembly; intracellular transport. Lineage: Eukaryota; Metazoa; Arthropoda; Insecta; Diptera; Tephritidae. The coding region runs from base 346 to 1380 and encodes 344 amino acids. The transcript is spliced from 5 exons. Gene Ontology annotation, cellular component: ciliary basal body; BBSome. Gene Ontology annotation, molecular function: phosphatidylinositol-3-phosphate binding. The record is from RefSeq and is a predicted model, not a curated record.
GGAGCUCUGAUUUUUUCACCGUUGAAGUCGGCGCUCUACACUUAGCUUAAUCCAGUCCUUAGCAUUUGAAAGAGUUCAAAGAGGAUUCUGGAUUAUUUUGAAAAAAAGUGUUCCUGCACAUAGAGUUGGUCUUAACCGAUUUUUUUAUGCAUAAAACAACAAUUUUCAUUUAUGUACUCAGGCUUGUGCAAGCCAGGUAACCUAGUAACGCUAUUUCUACACUUGAACAUGAAGCCAAAACAAAUAGAAUAAAAUGAGUUGAGGAAAGUAAUUCAAGCGAUAUAAUGGACCCGUUAACAGAAAAUUUACUCUGGGAGGAUAAAGAAAUUAGAUUUGACACACCAAAUGUGUGAACAAAAGCAUCUGCGUAAAGGUGAAAAGGUUUUGGACACUAUUUAUCAUAUUGAGGACACCAAAGGCAAUCCCAGCGACACUGGACGCCUUUUAGCCACGAAUCUACGUCUUGUUUGGCAUUCCUUAUCACAUAAAAAAUAUAAUUUGUCUAUCGGCUAUGGUCGAUUUGUCAACACUAAUACGCGCUCGGUGGUGUCGAAAGCUGGUGCGCCAACGCAAGCCCUCUACAUAUUGGCAACCGGAAGUAAUACACGGUUUGAGUUCCUAUUCACCGAUAUCUCUGGUGAUACGGCACGCAGGGAUGCACCCAUUUUUCAAAGCAUUUUCGAAAUCUAUCAAUUAUAUCAACGCACAUACUUGUAUAGAGACCUUAAACUACGUGGCGCAAUUAUAUUAUCGGGCCAAUUGAUAAUCAUGCCGGAUGAGUUGGUCUACAACAACAUCAACGGCGUAUGGAAUUUGUCCAGCGAUCAAGGCAAUUUGGGCUCAUUUGUACUUACCAAUAUUCGUUUGGUGUGGUUUGCUGAUGCGAAUCAUACCUUCAAUAUUAGUUUGCCCUAUUUACAAAUAUCAAACAUACGCAUACGGGAAUCAAAAUAUGGACCGGCGCUUGUGAUACAAACUGCAGAAACUGGUGGAGGCUAUGUUCUCGGUUUUCGCAUAGAUCCCGUUGAGCGCCUAAAUGAAAUCUACAAGGAACUCAUUUCAUUACAUACUAUUUAUACGGAGAAUCCGAAUUUCGGAGUGCGUUAUGACUCUAUGGAUGCCAAAAAACGUUUGGAGAAAAUGAAAGAAGCAGAGGAGUUCAAGACCGAAGAGUUUCAAGAGAUCGACGAACGUCAAGAACGUGAAGUCAACACAAAACUUAACACCUAUUUGGCAGAGGGUAUGGCGGUGGCCGGCGCUGAAGCACCAAUACGGGAACCAGUAUAUUGUAAGGAGUUGGGCUUUGCAAUGGAACGCAUUCGGGAUGGGUAUAAAUUGCAGGAUUUAUGGGAUGUGUUGCCGAGAGUAGAAGGAGAAUAAUAUGCGAAUAAGUAGUGUUGCGAUUUCACUUAAAAUUGAUAAAAAAAAUACAUAUAUACAAAUUAUAAUAGUAUUUUAUUGAACCACU